AUGUCCUCCUAUCGGGACUUAGCGCCACGUCCACAAGAUGUGCCUGCCGUCGCGCCUGGCAACAGUUUCUCUAGAACGGAAGCUAAUCUCAAACAGUGUGAUGGUGAGAGACCAGCCUGUCGUUCCUGCGUGGAGCGAGAGACGACAUGUGGAUAUGAUCCACCUACUGGCACAUUGCUCGCUCAGGCGCAGAAGAGAAAGAUCGAAGAACUAGAGACCGACAGGAGCUCGUUAUAUGAAGUCCUGUGGUAUCUACAGACAGCCUCUCCGUCCAAAGCUACAGCAUUGUUGCGACACAUGCGAGCUGCUCAGGGUGAAGAUCUUGGCGUCAUCUUCAGAAACUUCGAAAUGAAUCGCCCCAGUUCUUCCAUGUCUGCAGCAGCUCCUGAAACCGAUGCCAGCAAGGGCUAUGCAUCAUCGGUAAUAAACGAUUCUUCCUCUUCGGUAAUGCUCUCUAUGCCAGAAGUCAUGGACCAUCCCAACUUCUCCGUUGCUCAAAAAAAGCAGUUUAACAUGACGGCCAUUACUCUGCUUGCUCCGAACCAGCAAGAUGCAUCCGUCGACAAGAUCAACGGCCCGCUCGAUAUGUUUUUCGGCUGUGUGGGUGCGCUUUUCUACAUCAUGAACAAGGAUGACGUUCAGAUAAGCAUUGCAGCAAUGAAGGCUUCAGGUAAUGGCCAUAUACCACUUGGAGACGUGCUCACCAACGGGAGUAAUAUACAACUGCGCACAUACGCCGCAGAGCUUGCGGGCAUGGCAGCCAUCGGCGUCGUUCAUUCCCAACUCGCUGAUCCCGAAACGGCGCCGCCACCUGAACUUGCCGACUACUUCUAUGCAGUCGCAAAGCAUGGGCUAGACUCUGCCAUAUCGUUCAGUCCGCUUCGAGCAAUGAAAAUAUGUUCGUUACUUGGAAUGUACAAUAUCGUGGUCAAAGCCACAGUCGCUCUAGCUUAUAUUGGACUUGGACUAAGUCUACCCCGUAAUCAGAAAAUUAGUCUUAAAACUUGCCCGCCAGGCUGGUCUCUUAAUCCGGUGAUUCAGGAUAUCACCUCAACUCAAGACGAAUUGGACGUACCACCAGAAGACAUGAUCCGUCGUGAAUGCGUCAAAGUGUCCAUCAUCAAGGCAAGCUUGCUUCGUCGCCUACCAACAAAAGCCCCUGUGCUUGAAGGUACCAUACUUGAGUACCGUGUACGAUUGUCGAGAUUUCAUGCGCGUCUUCCCGAUUGGAUGUCAAUUGCUUCCUUGUUAGGGGGCGAGAACACUGAACUCAUGGCCACGUUCCGUCCCGUUAUAUACUACGUCCAUCUGUUCUACCUGUCAGCCAUGAUGCUGCUCUCAAGGCGGCUAAUUAUAGCAUAUAUCCCGCUGGAUGCGAUUGGGAGCGUAACUCUUCCAUCGGAAGCACAACGAGCCAUCGAAGAAGGUUACCAGGCCGCGGAAACGAACGCUUCCGUUAUGGAUCUGAUGUUACAGGAAGGCAAAGUAGUACAAGUAUGCUGGCUGUGCAUUUAUACCUCUUACACGGCGGGUAUCAUGAUCGCUCACAAAGCUUCGCAAAACGCACUGCACAACGAGCCAUUCGCCCACGGCAUGGUUCUGCUGAGUAAAUAUAUCGGCGUUCUCGGAUACUGUGCGAUCAAGGAUGCACUUGCUGGGAAGUUUCACGACAUCCUUACUGAGCAUAUGAGUAUGCUUCGACAAUACGAAUCUACUUUAGCUAGAAGCGGGAAUUCUGCUACCCCUUCGUCUUCUUCAUCGAACGAUAGCCUCUUCAUCUUCCAGCGCGGCUCUUCGAAUCUCCAUAUCGCCGCUCUCAACUUGCUUCGAACCAUACACCACCCGUUCGGUGGUCUGAGAGAUGUCACAGCACAGAACACGCUCUCGAAUCGCGCUGAGACAACCAUGGGGACACAUCUCGAGUGGGAGUACGAGCUUGAAAGUCGAGACCUUGCGCAGGCACGGCCGAAGGAUAGUAAGCUGGCGGAUACCGUUGACGCUAAGAUCGAGUCAAUGACUCCUCUUUUUUCGGGGGGCGCCGGUGCAGUAGGCACCGUCGUUGGUAAAGCGAUCCUGGAGAGUGGCGGAGACGUCGUCUUCGUCGAUGUCUCGAACCCUAAUCCCAAAGCCUGGAACUCGCUUCAGGAAUAUGCUAAAGCCAACAACACUUCCGCAACUUUCCAAACCCUUGAUGUCCAGGAUGAAGCCAGCAUCACGUCAGCCUUCACCACCAUCCGUACCACCCUCCGUCACCCGAUCCGUGGCCUUGUCUCCUGCGCAGCGAUCUCUGGAGAGAGCGAUGCAUGUGACUACCCCAUUACGACAUUUCGGAAGAUCCUCGACAUCAACAUUUCCGGAACCUUCCUCAUCGCCCGUGCUGUAGCAAAUGAACUCCACUCCACUAAUCUACCAGGAAGCAUCGUCCUCUUUGCCUCAAUUUCCGGUCACAUAUCUAACCACGGAAUCAACACUGCCGCAUACAACGCCUCAAAAGCGGCCGUACACCAACUCGCUCGUUCGCUCGCGGCGGAAUGGGGACAUCCGCAGAAUACCUUCCCAGGAAGCACAGUCACAGAAACGAAUCCGAACCCAAGCCAAGAGCCUCGGAAAAUUUACCCGCCGAUUCGUGUUAACACUAUUAGUCCCGGACAUAUCGAUACGCCCCUCAGCGCGGAGGCGCGGAAGAGGGGGCUGACAGAGGAGUGGGCUAAGCAGAAUAUGUUAGGGAGGAUUAGCGUGCCCGAGGAGUUUCGGGCGCCCGUGCUGUUUUUGUUGAGCGAGGGGAGCAGUUACGUUACUGGUUCUGAUUUGAGGGUCGAUGGUGGACACUGCGCAUGGUAG
Alternaria alternata is the source of this 2841-nucleotide messenger RNA. RefSeq lists its product as hypothetical. Lineage: Eukaryota; Fungi; Ascomycota; Dothideomycetes; Pleosporales; Pleosporaceae. The transcript is spliced from 9 exons. Gene Ontology annotation, molecular function: DNA-binding transcription factor activity, RNA polymerase II-specific; oxidoreductase activity, acting on NAD(P)H, oxygen as acceptor; zinc ion binding. The coding region runs from base 1 to 2841 and encodes 946 amino acids. Gene Ontology annotation, biological process: regulation of DNA-templated transcription. The record is from RefSeq and is a predicted model, not a curated record. Gene Ontology annotation, cellular component: intracellular anatomical structure.